This is a messenger RNA of Cladophialophora psammophila CBS 110553, 2217 nucleotides long. RefSeq lists its product as uncharacterized. The record is from RefSeq and is a predicted model, not a curated record. The transcript is spliced from 4 exons. NCBI's taxonomy places the organism in Eukaryota, Fungi, Ascomycota, Eurotiomycetes, Chaetothyriales, Herpotrichiellaceae. Gene Ontology annotation, molecular function: zinc ion binding; DNA binding; DNA-binding transcription factor activity, RNA polymerase II-specific. Gene Ontology annotation, biological process: DNA-templated transcription; regulation of DNA-templated transcription. Bases 1 to 2217 code for a protein of 738 amino acids.
AUGUCUUCCGCACCGCCGACGCCGAAUGGCUGCACGCCAGCUAUGUCCCAAGCUCCGACUUGGACCUCAUCCCAAGCCUCACAGCCACAACGUGUGCUCGCAUGUGUACUCUGUCAGCAACGCAAGGUGAAGUGCGAUCGUGUCUUCCCUUGUGCAAACUGCGUUAGGUCUCGGGCACAAUGUGUGCCUGGGUCCCUGGCCAAGCGCCAACGGAGACGACGGCUUCCCGAGCGAGAGCUUUUGGAACGCUUGCGCAAGUACGAAGACUUGCUCCGUCAGAACAAUGUCGCCUUUGAACCUCUGCACGGCGACUCGACUAGGGGAAAAGACCCUUCCAUUGCGCACAGGGGCUUUGGCUCGGACAAUGAGCGUCCGGAGACCGUGGGCCAAGACAUCUCAACGCCCGCGACCACCGUCCGGCCUGGGAGAGGUUACGGAGCCAAGAAUGUGUGGCACGCCAUGAGCCAGGGGUACCGGGAUUCUGAUGAUGACAGCAAUUCGUGUCGUGACGACGAGCUCGAAACUGCUGUCAAUACAGCAUGGGACCAAUCCGUUGUGAAUGAUAACAACCUUUUGUUUGGCUCCCCUAGAACGAAACAAGGCCUUUCCACUUUACAUCCGGAUCCAGUUCAGAUCUUCAAACUCUGGCAGAUAUACUUGGAAAAUGUAGACCCGCUACUCAAGGUCAUGCACACUCCCAGCUUGCAGGGGCGCAUUAUCGAAGCAGCAGGUGAUGUCUCAAAAAUUGCUCCCACUCUGGAAGCACUCUUAUUCAGUAUAUACUGCAUGUCCAUCUUGAGUCUUACUGCAGAGGACUGCCAGAAGAUAUUCGAUUCUCCAAAGGAAGACCUUUUGAUACGAUAUCAACAGUGCUGCCAACAGGCACUGUUGAAUUGUUCGUUCUUACGGUCCAGCGAUCGUGAAUGCUUGACUGCGUUAUAUCUCUACCUGAUCUCCGUCAGACCCAGUACAGUGCCUCAGUCUCUGUCCUCCUUGCUUGGUGUCGCAAUUCGUAUUGCGCAACGCAUGGGCAUUCACAGCGAGUCUGCAUUGGCAAGCUGCACCGCUGUGGAAGCCGAAAUGCGUCGAAGGCUGUGGUGGUCUCUCGUUCUUUUCGACACCCGCAUCGGCGAGACCGCCAAUUCCAAGACCACCACGCUAGAUCCCACUUGGGAUUGCAGGAUUCCUCUCAACGUGAACGACUCAGAUCUACGGUCAGAGAUGAAGAAGCUACCGGCGACGCAAGCAAACACCACCACCGAGGCACUAUUCGCCGUUGUGCGUUGCGAGUUGGGUGAAGUGAUCCGUCAUGCCCGCUUCCAUCUUGAUUUCACCACUCCGACCUUGAAGACCAGUGGCUAUGAUCUCCACGGGGGACGUGACGGGGAAGGCAUUGAGCUAGUCAAGCUAGAGGAGAUGAUUGAGGACCGGUAUCUCAAGCACUGUGACCAUGAGCACCCGCUCCACUUCAUGACGAUGUGGACAACUCGGGCCCACCUCGCCAAAUAUCGCCUCCUAGAACACCUGUCAAGAUCCUCCAGUCCAUCCAUCCGACAGACAGACGCGCAGCGUGACAUCGCCACUGCAUAUGCGCUCAGGAUGCUAGAGUGCGAUACCAAGGCCAUGACUUCGCCGCUGACCAAAGGAUUUCGCUGGCUAAAUAACUGGCACUUCCCGUUCCCAGCAUACAUCCAGGUGGCCCAGGACCUGCGAAGCCGGCCUAUGAGCUCACACACUCGACAAGCCUGGGACAUCAUCAGCGACAGCUACGAGGCGUGGUUUGGUUCGCACGUUCUGGAAGGCGGUCCGUUUUUCCGGCUUUUCGCAAAGAUCGUCCUUGGGGCGUGGGAGGCGUGUGAAUCGGCCUGGAAACACACUGAGAAGGGGACUCUCUUGGCGACACCGAGGAUCGUUUCAUCCAUUAAGCACGCAUUGUCACAUGCGGCGCGACCUGCACAGGACACCGGCACCGAUGUGCCGAGCACCGUUGGGGCCAAUGGACUUGACGGAUGCCCAGUGCCAGUGUCGACACCAAUACAGAUGCCGAUGCCGAUUCCGGUGUCGUCGACGCCGAUGGGAUUUUCUGCCCAGAGCCUGCCGCAUAGUUCAGGGACGCAGGGUGACUGCGCAGUGAUCAGCCCAGGGAUAUACACUGGCAUGCUAGGGCCAGACGCUCAAGGGGACCAGUGGGACUGGGCUGGGAGGGCUUCUGAGUAG